Molecule: messenger RNA, 1692 nt
Organism: Vombatus ursinus (common wombat)
Lineage: Eukaryota; Metazoa; Chordata; Mammalia; Diprotodontia; Vombatidae
Product: pyruvate dehydrogenase E1 component subunit alpha, mitochondrial-like
Exons: 3
Coding region: 1-1692 (563 amino acids)
Biological process (GO): pyruvate decarboxylation to acetyl-CoA
Cellular component (GO): intracellular membrane-bounded organelle
Molecular function (GO): pyruvate dehydrogenase (acetyl-transferring) activity
Source: RefSeq, a predicted model, not a curated record
AUGACUGGAUGGGACAACGGUGUCCUUUUCACAAUACAAAAGGUCGCCUUACCCGUUCAGCCCCUUCCCAUAGGCCCCAACCCUGUCCUCAACCCACGGGCCAAGAUAGACCUGAUUCCGUCUGCUGAGCCCUCGGCUACACCAGGAUUGGCGACUCUAGAAACACCCGGUGCCCCUGGGGCCUCCAUACUUGACACCCUUACUGCGGUGUAUGUGUAUUCCGAGGAGGGGGCCACCGAACACUUUGGCCUACCCCGCUCCAGAAGGGCAGCCCCUAUCUUAGUGCCCUUGCUGGUGGGGCUCGGGGUGGCCGGGUCUGCAGCCGUGGGAACAACCGCCCUACUGUUGGCAUCCUGGCCCUAUUUCAAAUUAAAUUUCCACAGCCCCAUCGAACCUAGGGGAGACUCCGCACCCCCGCUGGGCUCCAGAAAGGGUCUCGGGGCACGGUUCCCUUCUGCGCAAUCCACCACCGGCCAACGGUCACCCCGAGGCCUCUGCUCACUCUCGGGGUACCGCUGCCUGCCGAAAAUGCUCCCUGUGGCUUCCCGCGUGCUGAGGAGCGCCUCCCCAAAACCGCCGGGAAGAGAGCUGUUGGCAGCCCGUAACUUUGUAAACGAAGCUUCGUUUGAUAUUAAGAAAUGCUCCCUUCAUCGUCUGGAGGAGGGCCCUCCCGUCCAAGCAGUUCUCACUAGAGACGAAGGACUCAAGUACUACAAGAACAUGCAGACUGUGCGUCGGAUGGAACUGAAGGCAGACCAGCUGUACAAGCAAAAGAUCAUCCGUGGUUUCUGCCACUUGUACGACGGUCAGGAAGCGUGCUGUGUGGGGAUCGAGGCCGCUAUAAACCCUUCGGACCACGUGAUUACAGCCUAUCGCGCUCACGGCUUUACCUACGGCCGUGGACUUUCGGUCCGAGCAAUCCUGGCCGAGCUCACGGGACGGAAAGGGGGCUGCGGGAAAGGCAAGGGAGGAUCGAUGCACAUGUACGCCAAGAACUUCUACGGGGGCAACGGCAUUGUCGGGGCUCAGGUGCCGGUGGGAGCUGGCGUUGCCCUGGCCUGUAAGUACACGGGAAAAGAGGAAGUCUGUUUCACUUUGUACGGAGACGGCGCCGCUAAUCAGGGUCAGAUAUUUGAAACUUACAAUAUGGCCGCUUUGUGGAAGUUGCCUUGUAUUUUUGUCUGUGAGAAUAAUCGAUACGGAAUGGGAACUUCUGUAGAGAGAGCAGCAGCCAACACUAACUAUUACAAAAGAGGAGACUAUAUUCCAGGAAUAAGGGUAGAUGGUAUGGACGUUUUGUGUGUCCGAGAGGCAGCAAAAUUUGCAGCUGCCUACUCUAGAUCCGGAAAGGGCCCCAUACUGCUGGAACUACAGACAUAUCGUUAUCAUGGACACAGCAUGAGUGACCCUGGUGUCACUUAUCGUUCUCGGCAGGAAGUUCAGGAAGUGAGGAGUAAGAGUGACCCUAUCAUGCUUCACAAAGAUAGGAUGGUGCACAGCAACCUUGCCAGUGUUGAAGAAUUAAAGGAAAUUGAUAUUGAAGUAAGGAAAGAGAUUGAGGAUGCUGCCCAGUUUGCUACAUCUGAUCCAGAGCCACCUUUGGAUGAAUUAGGCCAUCAUAUCUACUGCAGCCAUCCACCCUUUGAUAUUCGUGGUGUGAAUCAAUGUAUCAAGCACAAAUCUGUAAGCUAA